Messenger RNA from Mycotypha africana, 1224 nucleotides. RefSeq lists its product as uncharacterized. Gene Ontology annotation, biological process: cytoplasmic translational initiation. NCBI's taxonomy places the organism in Eukaryota, Fungi, Mucoromycota, Mucoromycetes, Mucorales, Mycotyphaceae. Gene Ontology annotation, cellular component: cytoplasm; eukaryotic translation initiation factor 3 complex. Gene Ontology annotation, molecular function: translation initiation factor activity. The record is from RefSeq and is a predicted model, not a curated record. The transcript is spliced from 5 exons. Bases 1 to 1224 code for a protein of 407 amino acids.
AUGUCUGCAAACAGCAUCUAUGUUAAAGGAGAUACAGAAAGCCAAAUUACCGACUUGGCCCUUUAUAUUGCUAAAUUAAGAGGUGAAGAUGGUGAUAUGGACGCACCUUAUGUUAAAGAGAUUCAGUCUAUCUACAAAGACAAGAAGGAUGCAGUUUAUACUCAACUUGCUAAGGAUGCUUCGAUUUUUCUGACUGAGAAUAACAAACAGGUCGAAGGUGCUUUUAACCUACUUGUUGUUCUCGUAUUGCAAGCCCCAGAAGCCGUUCUUAAGGAUGCAGUUUUUACUUUGAUUGAUACAUUGACAAAGACGGAAAGUAGCAAAAUCGGUUUAAAGCAAAAGAUUUUGCUCAACUUAUAUAACGCUCUUCCCAACGACUCAACUCUUCGUUACAAUGCCUUCAUCGCUUUGAUCGAAGUAACUGCACAAGCUGACGAAUUAGAUUCUUUGAUCGGUCAAUUAGAAUAUGUUGAUACUUGGGCUAAGCAAUGGGGAAUUGGCAAGGAAACCGAACGUCAUUUGUAUCAAUAUUUAGACGAAGUUUUAUUAAAUGCUGGUGAAGAAAAACUCUCUCUCAAAUUUGCAUUGAGAAACCUAUCCACCUUUGAGGCCAGGGACGAAAAGUCAAAGAAGAUCGCUAAAGAUGUCAUUAUCCGUGCUAUUGCUAUGGAUAAUUAUUUUGCCUUUGAGGAUUUACUUCAAUACCCUGCUGUUCAACAACUCAAAGAAGACAAGAACAGCGAAGAAUAUGCUUUGUUAGAUGUCUUCUUGAAUGGCAAUUUGUCCACCUAUCAGGAAUUUGUGAAAUCACACCCUAACGCUGUUAAAUUAUGCCCAUCACCCGAAAAUAAUUUACACAAGAUGCGUUUAUUAUCCUUAGCUUCUUUGGGUUCAGAAAACCUAUCUCGUGAAUUGAAGUAUGCGGAUAUUGCUGCUAAUUUACAAAUUUCUGAAGACGAAGUUGAAAUGUGGGUCAUUGAUGUUAUCCGUGCUGGUCUCGUCGAAGCAAAAUUGGAUCAAUUGAAUAAGACUGUUUUGGUACACCGUAGUAUUUAUCGUGUCUUUGGCACAGAGCAAUGGAAGAAGUUGAGCACAUGUCUGAAUGCUUGGAAGAAUAAUUUGAAUGAAAUCUUGACUGUUAUCGGUAAUGCUAAGUUGAUUGCUGGUGGAAACACUGCUGCUGUUACCUCAGCAAUUGAAAACAAUGCCAAUGCCAAUCAAUAA